Molecule: messenger RNA, 1404 nt
Organism: Paramecium octaurelia
Lineage: Eukaryota; Ciliophora; Oligohymenophorea; Peniculida; Parameciidae
Source: the annotation of a GenBank genome assembly
AUGAAAAGCAAGGAUUAUAGAAUUAUCCAGAAUUCAUCGCAAUUAACCCUUAAUUCUCUUACAGCCCCUUAUCACCAUUUAGGUAAGGGAUGCUAAUUUAAUUUUAAUGAAUUGGACCCCCAAUUAUAAAAUGAAUUGUAGUUAGAUGGAUCAAAAUAUGUUAUCUGUCCUGUAUGCCAUAUUAAGGGACAACUUUAAUCAGAUGUGGCUUACUUGUAAAUUGAAUUAAAAGAUGACUAAACUUAGUUUGUUAUUGACAAAUCCACUCAAUAGAUUUUAAGGAUGAAGAAAUCAAGUUUCACUCAUUCGUUAAUUAGCUAGUAAGAGGAUGUAUUGAAAUUAUAAGAGACAUUCAAUUUAAAGAUCCUCAAAAGCGAUAAAUUAUCCUUGGAAUUCAUUGAGAAAUUGAAUACAGAUGUAAAAAGUGUCUAUAAAUUAGAGAAAUAAUUAAUUCUUUCAAAUCUAUCUAAAAAGCUUCCAAAAUACAAAUCCUACUUCAAUAGGAAUUAUUAAUUUUAAACUAAUUCUAUUUUAUCACCAUUUAAAAUUAAAAUUUGAAUUUGAUAUCUAUGAUAAUACUGAUAGCAAAAAUUGCAUUAAGAUGGAAAGUAAAUAUUGUGACUAAGUGAAAAUAAUCUAAGUCACUUUGAUCAAUAAUUUCAUUUAUUUGAUUAUUUAAUAAGAAAACCUAUCCUAAUUAUAUAGAGGAAGCCUUCAAUAAAUUUCAAACGAAAAAGAGCCCAUAUUUUAUAUUGCAGAAAUGCCUGGAUAUACAUUAUAUGGAGAGUCGAGAUUAUUCUAAUAUCAAAGAAACCAAUUGAUGAUUGGAAGUAUGCAUAUCCUAUUAUUGUUAUCAUAGAUUACGGCUCGAUAGUUGUCGAAGACUAAAUAAAUGAGAAUGUUGAAAUGAAUCACAAGAUUAAAAUUUCAGAUUUAAAUGCAUCCUCCCAAAUAGGCUAAAUAUUUGAUUCUUAAAUCGUGCAUGUAGAUUUAAGUUACACUACCAUUUAAGGGAAUGGUUACUUUGCUGAGUUAAAUAUUUCAGGACCUUAAAUCAAAGAAAUAAGGAAUUUUAGUUUCAAUGUUAGUAAUAACAAAGAUAUUGAUUUCUCUUUGGUUCAUGAUAAUUUUUUCUAUCUACUUAAUAGUGAGAGAUUGAAUAAAAAAAGUGCGUAAGUCAGGUACUUUUUGCCAGGCACAGACAACAAUCCAUUGUUGACUACAUUUGAUAUUAUUAAUCACCAUAGUUAUUUGAAAGUAAGAAUCAUACCCACGACGAAAUAGAAAGUUGGGAAUGUUAGCUGUGCUUUGGUGGGGUUAAUGUUCCAAAACAGUUAAACUACUUUUCCAGGUGUAUUGGUGUUUAAUGAUAAGGAUAAAAAAAUUGAGAUUGAGCUUAUUUGA